Messenger RNA from Strongylus vulgaris, 311 nucleotides. NCBI's taxonomy places the organism in Eukaryota, Metazoa, Nematoda, Chromadorea, Rhabditida, Strongylidae. The record is from the annotation of a GenBank genome assembly.
AUGCUUCUCACAAAUAUGCGCGUUCAACUUGGUUUUGGAGACAAGUUUGUUCGCUCCUUGCCUGGUCGAUGUGGCGAGCUAGAUGUCAAAGAUAUGCAUCACGCAGUUGUGACAGUCUUGGAUGCUGAACCUCGCCUAGAUCGGGAUCGGAUUGUGCUUUACGGAGCAUCUCACGGAGGUUUCCUUGUCUCUCAUUUGAUUGGACAGUAUCCGGGUUUCUACAAAUCGUGCGUCGCGCACAAUCCUGUACUUAACAUACUUGCAAUGCAUGACAUUACAGACAUUCCUGACUGGUAUGUUUUUAACUGAAU